Nicotiana tabacum (common tobacco) is the source of this 2450-nucleotide messenger RNA. Its product is annotated as putative glutamate carboxypeptidase LAMP1. The record is from RefSeq and is a predicted model, not a curated record. Lineage: Eukaryota; Viridiplantae; Streptophyta; Magnoliopsida; Solanales; Solanaceae. Gene Ontology annotation, molecular function: carboxypeptidase activity.
AGAUUGUUGUCAUACCAAAAAAAAAACUCCAAAACAGACAAUUGUGACAUUGAAAAUCACUACCACAAAAGAAUCAACUUUCUUUCCCACUUCACCUUUACACCAUUUCAACAAAAAAUCUAGAAUCCACAACUAUAAUCUUUGUAAAAUUCUAUUGGCAAAUUCCAAAGAACCUAAUUCAAAUGUACAAAUUAGCAAUUUACAGUUUCAUAGCCAUAGCCACUUCAACUUCCUUUGUUUUCUUGCCUUCCCCUCCAAAAUCCUACUAUCACUCUUUAUUCAUAUCUGAUUCUUUAUCUGAUAAUUCUUCUAUAGCAAACCAUCUUUUUAUUCUAACUAAGAGACCCCAUGUUGCUGGUUCUGAAGCUAAUGCUGAAGCAGCAGCUUAUGUUUUAUUAAUUCUCACUUCUUACAACAUAAAAUCACAUGUAACAUCCUAUGAUGUUGCCUUAACUUAUCCUGUCUCAAGGUCUUUAAUUCUUACACCUUCUUCUUCAGAAAAACCAAUAGAGUUUGGUCUUUCUCAGGAGAUUUAUGAGAAUGAUCCAUAUGCAGAUGUUGCAAAUGAAGUUUUACCUACUUUCCAUGCUUAUGCAAGAUCAGGCACUGCAAAUGGUCCUGUGGUAUAUGCAAAUUAUGGUCGCGUGGAGGACUAUGCAACAUUGAGAGAAAUGGGAGUUAAUGUAUCUUAUACUGUUGUGUUAGCUAGAUAUGGGAAGAUAUACAGGGGAGACAUUGUACAUAAUGCUUAUGCUGCUGGUGCAAUUGGGGUGUUAAUUUUUACUGAUAAGGACUAUGGUGGUGCAAAAUGGUUUCCGGACGAUAAGUGGAUGCCCCCGAGUGGAGUUCAAGUUGGAUCAGUGUAUGAUGGAACUGGUGAUCCUACUACACCAGGUUGGCCUAGUACUGGAGAAUGUGAGAGAUUAUCAAAUGAAGAAGUUGAUGAUUCGGGGAACGUACCGUUGAUACCUUCAUUGCCAAUUUCUUCGGCUGAUGGAGAUGCAAUUAUAAGGAGUAUUGGUGGAAAAGAAGCAAAUGUGGAUUGGCAAGGAGGAAAAGAUAGUCCUAUUUAUAGAGUAGGUCCAGGACCUGCAAUUGUUAACCUCUCUUAUGAAGGACAACAGGUCAUAAGGACAAUUCAAAAUGUUAUUGGAGUUAUAGAAGGAGAAGAAGAACCUGAUCGGUUUGUUAUACUAGGUAAUCAUCGCGACGCGUGGACAUUUGGAGCUGUUGAUCCCAAUAGUGGCACAGCAGCCCUACUUGAGAUUGUACAAAGGCUAGAAAAGCUGCAGAAAAGAGGAUGGAGACCGCGAAGAACAAUCGUGUUAUGCAACUGGGACGCUGAGGAGUACGGCCUGAUAGGUUCAACAGAAUGGGUUGAAGAAAAUAGGGAAAUGCUAGCGUCAAGGGUCGUUGCCUACCUGAACGUUGAUUGUGCAGUUCAAGCGAAAAAUUUUCGAGCCUCUGCAACCCCUCAGCUGGAUGAACUAAUCAUACAAGUUGCUCAGCAGGUAAAAGAUCCCGAUAACUCCACACAGACUAUCUACCAAUCAUGGCUCGGCUCUUCCAACGACACGACAGUAAAGCUCGGGAGAUUAGGAGGAGCUGGAUCAGAUUACGCGGCAUUUGUUCAACACAUUGGCGUUCCAACACUCGACCUGUCUUUUGGCGAUGGUUACCCAGUCUACCACUCAAUGUAUGAUGAUUUUGUGUGGAUGAAGAAAUUUGGAGACCCGAUGUUUCAUAGGCAUGUAGCAGUGGCAAGCGUUUGGGGUUUAUUAGCACUUCGGCUUGCAGAUGAUGAAGUUUUGCCUUUUAAUUACCUAACUUAUGCGUAUGAGCUCCAGAAAAGUGCAGAACAGUUGGAAGCUGAAAUAUCAGAAAAUGGCAUUUCACUUGUUCCCUUGUAUGCUUCUAUUGAGAAACUCCGAAAAGCAGCCAUUAAAAUUGAGGACGACGUAAAGGCACUCAAAGCCAAAAGAAGUUGGGCAUCGGUGAGAGAGUUGAACGAUAGACUAAUAAUGACAGAACGAGCAUUCACAGAUAAAGACGGGCUUUCCUCAAGAACAUGGUAUAAACAUUUGAUUUAUGCACCAUCAAGGCACGACGAUUAUGGGUCUAACUCAUUCCCCGGUAUAUCUGAUGCUAUUGAGAGAGCGAAGAGCCUGGACUCUACAGACUCGUGGCGUUCUGUACAACAUGAAGUUUGGCGAGUUGCUCGUGCCAUCACACAAGCAUCGCUAGUCCUCAGUGGUCGACUAACGUGAAUCUUUGUUGUAUCAUUUACAAUGUUAUUGCGUUAAAUAUUUUUGAAACAAGAAGUUGUAUGGUUUCACAAGCUUGGUCUUAAACAAAGUUGUGAAUUUUACUAAAGAUCAAAAGUGGAUUCUUAAGUCAACAGAGACGCCAGUAGAAAAUAUAGAAAAGUUCUAGUACUCUUUAUUUUUUAA